Molecule: messenger RNA, 3129 nt
Organism: Rattus norvegicus (Norway rat)
Lineage: Eukaryota; Metazoa; Chordata; Mammalia; Rodentia; Muridae
Gene: Gpr135
Product: G protein-coupled receptor 135
Exons: 1
Coding region: 111-1484 (457 amino acids)
Biological process (GO): G protein-coupled receptor signaling pathway
Cellular component (GO): plasma membrane; endosome membrane; membrane
Molecular function (GO): G protein-coupled receptor activity
Source: RefSeq, marked validated
AGUCCCGGGUGGUGACCGAGUCCCACCCACUCCCCGCGGCUGCUGUUCUGGUCAGCACAACCUUUCACCCUGCUGCGGGAUGAGCAGAGCGGCGGCCUGCCCGGGAACCUAUGGAGGAGCAGGCGCGGCCGCCGAGCCGCCCGGCUGCGAGUGCAACCUUGCCGGGUAGCGCACAUCCCGGAGGGGCGGCUUCCACGGCCACCGCGGCCGCGCUGUCGUUCAGCUCCGUAGCCACCGUAACGCUGGGAAACCAGAGCGAUGCGGGCAGGCCGGAGGCGGCUGGGUCUCGGGGACCGGCACCGCUGCUUUGGCACGGGGCAGCAGUGGCCGCCCAGGCGCUCGUGCUCCUGCUCAUCUUCUUACUGUCUAGCCUGGGAAACUGCGCGGUGAUGGGGGUGAUCGUGAAGCACCGGCAGCUGCGCACGGUCACCAACGCCUUCAUCCUAUCGCUGUCCCUGUCGGACCUGCUCACUGCGCUGCUCUGCUUACCCGCCGCCUUCCUCGACCUGUUUGCGCCGCCGGGAGACUCGGGGCCCUGGCGCAGCUUCUGCGCCGCCAGCCGCUUCUUCAGUUCGUGUUUCGGCAUCGUCUCCACGUUCAGCGUGGCGCUCAUCUCGCUGGACCGCUACUGCGCCAUCGUGCGGCCGCCGCGGGACAAGCUAGGCCGGCGGCGCGCGCUGCAGCUGCUGGCCGGAGCGUGGCUGGCUGCGCUCGGCUUCUCCCUGCCCUGGGAGCUGCUCCGGGCACCCCGGGAGCCCCCGACUCCGCAGAGCUUCCACCGCUGCCUUUACAGAACCUCCCCAGACCCUGCGCAGCUGGGCGCCGCUUACAGCGUGGGGCUGGUGGUGGCUUGCUACCUGCUGCCCUUCCUGCUGAUGUGUUUCUGCCGCUACCACAUCUGCAAGACUGUGCGCCUGUCGGACGUGCGUGUGCGGCCGAUGACCACCUAUGCGCGCGUGCUGCGCUUUUUCAGCGAGGUGCGCACGGCCACCACCGUGCUCAUCAUGAUUGUCUUUGUCAUCUGCUGCUGGGGCCCCUACUGCUUCCUGGUGUUGUUGGCUGCUACCCGGCAGGGUCAGACCACACAGGCUCCCUCGCUGCUCAAUGUGGCAGCUGUUUGGCUGACCUGGGCCAAUGGAGCUAUCAACCCGGUCAUAUAUGCCAUCCGCAACCCUAACAUUUCUAUGUUCCUAGGUCGCAACCGCGAAGAGGGAUAUAGGACUAGAAACAUGGAUGUUUUUUUGCCUAGCCAAGGCCUAGGUUUUCAGGCCAGAAGUCGCAAUCGCCUUCGAAAUGGCUGUGCCAACAGGCUUGGGGCUUGCAGCAGGAUGCCUUCUUCCAACCCCGCUAGUGGGUCAGGAGGGGAAGUGGUCAUGUGGGCUCGAAAAAACCCAGUUGUGCUCUUCUUCCGAGAGGAUCCACCAGACCCAGUUAUGGCAGUCUACAAACAGCAUAAAUCUGAAACCAGGGACAGUAGCAUCUAAGAAGGGUUGGGGUGGACCGCUUGUAAUAGCAAAUUUCCACUUGUCUCAUUGAAUGAUGCGGGAAUCCGGGGAGAAUCGUUUAUUUCAUAAAGCCAAACAUUUAAAGCUAAAAAGACAGAAGUGGGAGAGUUACCGCUUCAUUCUCAAACAUAAAAGACGUAAAAGGACAUUCCCUUUUUUCAAAAGUGGCCAAAGGAAUGUGAAAUGCAAAAAUUAAAAUAAUCUUAAACCACAAAACCAAGCAUUGUAAGGUGUAAGUGCUAAAAAGCAACAAAAAAUAAAAUUCACAGUUUCUGAAGAGCUCAUGUUACAGGAAUCACACUGUGAGACAAAAAUCACUGAACUGAACUUAACAGUUGUAUUCAAAUACUGUUUGCUUUGUUUUGUUUUGUUUUGUUGUUUGCUUGUUUUUAACGAACGAAGGCCCUUAGAUCUGAUUGAAGGCCCCUGUACUUUCACCAGCAUUCGGCAAAACUUCAGAUUCUAGAGCCUGCACGUCUGACCUGCUCUGGGUGCUUAGAGCAGAAACAUCAUUACAAAGACUGAGGCACUCUCCCUCCCAGAAUUUUUGUGCAAGAUUUUAAACUUAGAGUUUAUUUUAAACCACUUCUGGAUUUUUGUAAAGGUCGUUUGAUACUAGAUAGAACUCAGCGGCCCAAAGGGCAAAGUGAACAUACUGCAGCUGUUUAAACAGAAGUCUAAUCUUAUACAUAAAAACCAAUGUUUCUUCUAAGACUAUUUUAGCCCCCAAAUUACCUGUCUUCUUCCUGUGCUGCCUGUGUUCUUCCUCUAACCUGUUCUUGUUUGAUAGCUUGUAGGGAUACCACUCCAAAUGUUUUAAUAAUAAUAAUAAUAAUAAUAAUAAUAAUAAUAAUAAUAACUUUCAUACUAGAAAAUCCUUCUCUAUUGGGGUAACUUUUUUCAUAGAGUCCAAACUGUAAUUUGAAAUCAAAUUCUUUGAAUAUAGUGAGUGAUGCUAAGUAUGUAUGUAGGCAUAUAUGUUACACAUACAUAUUAUACAUGUAGUACCGGUUUUCCUAUUUAGCCUUUAACUGCCAAAUGUGAUUCCAAAUGGAAUUCUAAAAGUAGUUGGAAAAGUAUGACCACGUUCUUGGAAUAGCCACAGAGUAUCCUAAGAGGACCUUCUAUUUAGAAGGUAGAGUAUGCUUUAGUAGCAGACCCCUGCUGUACAGGUAUGCUUGUGUAGAAUAUUAUAGUCAUCAUUAGAAAGAGAAUUGAUUUGGGGUUACAAGGCAGGAUAAAAGUCUAUUGGCACAAGGUUGGAGAGAUACCUCAAGCCAACUGAAAAUAUUUUCAGAAACUUGCAAAAAAAAUUUAUACUAACUCAGAAGCACAAUCUAAGCUUUGUACAUGUGAAAUUUCUCACACAGAAUGUCACUUUGGACUUUCUUGCCUUCCUGAUUCUGCUUCUUUUUCAUCCAGUAUUGCAUAGCUUUAAUAAGCACUUUAAAAAGUAUGAAAAUGCAUCCGUUAUGUGAAGGCUUUGCAGAUCUAGCCUGCGUUGCGUAAAAUGUAAAGCAUUUAAGAUAUUCAUUCUUACAUAAAUCUCUGUGUGACAGGUGAGUGUGCAACACUAUUUUGUAAUCACAGAUGGAAAUAGAUGAUUCCUGUCUUGACCAGCCAA